GUUCAUUGUUUGGACUUCUCUUUGAUCAGGGUAUGGACGCUGAGGAUGAAAUUCCUGCUUCAACGGAAGAACCUUCGACUCUAGUUGGUGAUAAUUCGACUAUGGUUAAUGCUAUAGGAGCGAUAAAUCUUCAACCAGUUCCACCUGUCACUCCACCGGUUGCUCCAACAGUUAUCCUUCCUCCAGUUGUGCCUGCAAUUGCUCCACGGCCUGCAGUCCCUACCCCUAUUCCUCCCCCAUUAGCUCCGUUGCCUGGUCGUCCACCUAUCCUUAGGCCUCCAGUAGCUCAGAAUGGAGAAGUGCGAGCGAGCGAUUCAGAUUCUGAUGAAGAAAUGGGAUCUGAUCGUGGUACUGGGGGCUCAGCUCAAGAAUAUGAGAUAUCCGAGGAGAGCAGACUUGUCAGAGAGAGGCAGGAGAAAGCCGUGCAGGAGCUUCUGAUGAAGCGACGUGCAGCUGCGCUAGCUGUUCCUACAAAUGAUAUGGCUGUUCGGGCUCGCCUUCGAAGGCUUGGUGAGCCUAUAACUCUCUUUGGAGAAAGGGAGAUGGAAAGAAGGGACCGUCUGCGGAUGCUUAUGGCAAGGCUUGAUGCAGAAGGGCAGCUGGAAAAGCUGAUGAAAGCGCACGAGGAUGAAGAAGCUGCAGCUUCUGCUGCACCAGCAGAGGAGGAGGAUAUUCAGUACCCCUUCUACACUGAAGGAUCAAAAACACUUUUAGAUGCAAGGGUAGAAAUUGCAAAAUAUUCUUUAGUUAAGUCAGCCUUACGUCUCCACCGCGCAAGGAGGAAAAGGGACGAUCCAGAUGAAGAUGUGGAUGCAGAGGUUGAUUGGGCUUUGAAGCAAGCAGGGAGCCUCGCCCUUGAUUGCAGUGAAAUUGGAGACGAUCGACCCCUUUGGGGAUGCUCGCUUUCACAUGAUGGAAAGAUGCUUGCUACCUGUUCUCUGAGUGGAAUUGCAAAGUUAUGGAGUAUGCCUCAAGUGCAAAAGCUUUCCACCCUAAAGGGUCACACCGAACGAGCUACUGAUGUUGUGUUCUCUCCGACAAGCAAUUAUUUAGCUACUGCAUCUGCUGAUAGGACUGCAAAGUUAUGGAACUCAGAAGGGUCUCUUCUCAGGACGNACACUGAACGAGCUACUGAUGUUGUGUUCUCUCCAACAAGCAAUUAUUUAGCUACUGCAUCUGCUGAUAAGACUGCAAAGUUAUGGAACUCGGAAGGGUCUCUUCUCAGGACAUUUGAGGGACAUUUGGACCGUGUAGCUCGGAUUGCCUUCCAUCCUUGUGGGAAGUACUUGGGCACAGCUAGCUUUGACAAAACUUGGAGAUUAUGGGAUGUAGAAAGUGGUGAAGAGUUGCUUUUGCAAGAAGGUCACAGUAGGAGUGUGUAUGGAUUGUCGUUUCACCAUGAUGGUUCAUUGGUGGCAUCAUGUGGGCUGGAUGCACUUGUUCGAGUGUGGGAUUUAAGGACUGGACGAAGUAUUCUUGCUCUGGAAGGUCAUGUUAAACCGGUUCUCGGUGUCAGCUUUUCUCCCAAUGGUUAUCAUUUGGCAAGUGGUGGUGAAGAUAAUACCUGCCGUAUUUGGGACUUAAGGCAGAGAAAAUCUUUGUACAUCAUACCUGCUCACUCCAAUCUUAUUUCUCAAGUUAAAUUUGAACCUCAGGAGGGAUACUUUUUGGUUACAGCGUCCUACGAUACGACGGCUAAGGUAUGGUCAUCAAGGGAUUUCAAACCGGUGAAGACACUAUCUGGUCAUGAAGCAAAAGUCACGUCAUUGGAUGUAGCGGGAGAUGGGCAACAUAUUGUCACUGUAUCUCAUGAUCGAACAAUCAAGCUAUGGUCAGGCAAAAACAUUGAGAAGGAAGAGAAAAUGGAUACCGACUAGAUUUUCACCUUGCUAAGUAUGAGAGAGUAUCAUUUCGGAUCAUCAGGAAGAAAUUUGAAUGUUAGCUUUAAGUUUAUAGAAUCUCUGUAGAAAAUUGAAGUGUAAGGCCUUUUGAUCAUCCUGUAAUUUGAGAAGUUCUCGACUUCUCGUCAACUAAUGAAGUAAUGGCAUCCUGUUCUAUUCAAGCUUGUACUCCAAGUACUUAUACACAAGUUUUACUGUUUCCUAGCAAAAACAAAUAUCUUGAGUUUGUUGCUUUCCGUUUA
Nicotiana tabacum (common tobacco) is the source of this 2143-nucleotide messenger RNA. Lineage: Eukaryota; Viridiplantae; Streptophyta; Magnoliopsida; Solanales; Solanaceae. The record is from RefSeq and is a predicted model, not a curated record.